Aaosphaeria arxii CBS 175.79 is the source of this 1274-nucleotide messenger RNA. RefSeq lists its product as uncharacterized. Gene Ontology annotation, biological process: regulation of translational initiation. The transcript has a single exon. NCBI's taxonomy places the organism in Eukaryota, Fungi, Ascomycota, Dothideomycetes, Pleosporales. Gene Ontology annotation, cellular component: cytoplasm. The coding region runs from base 40 to 807 and encodes 255 amino acids. The record is from RefSeq and is a predicted model, not a curated record.
CCACUUCCCCACCCACAUGAACCCACCGUGCAGUUAGACAUGAGAAAGAGGGAACGCUCCGCUACCCCAGCUGACUCACUGGAGAUAUUUCGGUCCAAACGUAUUGAGGAUCGAGAAUCUGUCUUCGUUGCUGCGUUUUCUCCUACGCUCCCCGUCAAGACAUUGCAAGGCUUGGACGAGUUCGUCACAGCAACACAUCGCAUUGCAGCAUGGAGGAAGCCCUCCCGUCAAAGGUCUCUCAGGCCGGAAUCCAUGGUUCUGUAUGACCUAGGUCAUGAUGAUGACGGAGAGAAGUGGGCCGGUUCACGACUGAAGAGCAUUCUUGAAGACAUGAAGGUGGAAGGUGUCAUCGUUGUUGCAAGAUGGUAUGGCGGACAGAUGAUAGGACCCGCCAGGUUCGCUCACAUUGAAAAUACCGCGAAAGAGGCAGUCCGGAAGUGGCAGAGCGCUCGUGAAGAACUGAAAACGGAAGAAGCAGCCAAGAGAAGGAAAGUGGAGCAGGAUGCAGAGCGCCAAUCGCUGGAGUUAAUUCUCAAGGAAAGAGACUCAAACAUUUUCGCGCUCAGAGGUCUACUUGCCCGAAAAAAGGCCAAAUUGGAAGACACAGAGGUGGCCCCGUUGACACCUCAAAGGCCCAUGAACUACGCAUCUAUGUCUCUUGAAACGCUCAAGAGGCAGGAAAAGGCUAGAGAUGCCACAAUUGCGUCAAUUCUGCAUAGAAUCAACGAUGUCGAGGAUCAAAUGAAAAAGAUGGAUGCUCUAGAAGACGCGAAAGAUGAUCUGUUCGACGGGAUUGAAAGCAAAUGACGAUUAUUGUUAAAAGACGAGGAUGAACCGGACCUUUGCAGAGCCGCCGAGAAACCGAGCCAUUGCAGUAUGGUUCAGUGCGAACUCUUUGGCCAAAAAAAUAUUGACAUGGUCCGAAGCAGCUCGCAAUCAAGCAUGAUGCUAUCCAUUGAUGACAAAUUCUCAGUCCUCUUAUGGACUCUCAUAGUGCAUAUUUUUGACGAGCCAGGAUUCGUGUGAGCCUUGCUCGGAUUCCAUCUGCGGAUCUGACAGAAGCCAACGAAUUACUCCUUUUCGGUUUGAUGGCUUUUACAGACGACGAAACGAUAUUGACAUACCCGUUCUUUGAGGGAAGACUCCAAAGAAUUUUUCGGUUUUAUAAUUUGGUAUCUGGCUACAUGUGUAUGGUGUGGGUCAUGCUAGCACGCCUAUUGUACAUAACAACUCAGAAUAUAAUAUUCUACUUCACUUGCCAGGCUGGAUUUGCC